Messenger RNA from Lonchura striata (white-rumped munia), 747 nucleotides. NCBI's taxonomy places the organism in Eukaryota, Metazoa, Chordata, Aves, Passeriformes, Estrildidae. The record is from RefSeq and is a predicted model, not a curated record.
AUGGCUUCCCACUGCAAGAGGGCCAGGCGUUUGUGGAUCAGGAGGCCUGGCUGCCACCUGCAUGCCCUGGCUCAGCUGCUGGAUGAGCUGCACUGCCAAGGUGUGGAGCAUGCUUCAGCCAUUUCUGUUGCAGUGUCAGAGAUCCUCAGCAUGGGCUCUGCCUUCAGCUGUGCAGAUUCCAUCUGUGCAAGCAGGCAGAGCUUGGGGUGGAGCUCGGAGCUGGUGGAGAAGCCUCAUGGCAGGGAGAAGCCCCACAAGUGCUUGGAAUGUGGGAAGGGUUUCAGCUGGAGCUGCACCCUGAUCCGGCACCAGAGAAUCCACACUGGAGAGAGGCCCUACAAUUGUGGAGAGUGUGGGAAGAGUCUCAGAGACAGCUCGGACCUGGUCCGGCACUUGGUGAUCCACACUGGGGAGAGGCCCUAUGAAUGCUUGGAAUGUGGGAAGCGCUUCGGGUGGAGCUCAGACCUGAGAAAACACCAGCGGAUCCACACAGGGGAGAGGCCCUAUGAGUGUCCCCAGUGUGGGAAGAAGUUUCAGACCAGCUCCACUCUUCUCAUACAUGAGCGGAGUCACACAGAGGAGAGGCCCUACCGCUGCCCCGACUGCGGGAAGGGCUUCAAGCACAACUCCAGCCUCACCAUGCACCAGCGCAUCCACACCGGGGAGAGGCCCUACGAGUGUAGGAAGUGUGGGAAGAGCUUCUCACAGAGCUCAGCCUUGACCCAGCACCAACGGAGGUGCCACUAA